Molecule: messenger RNA, 2133 nt
Organism: Cyanistes caeruleus (blue tit)
Lineage: Eukaryota; Metazoa; Chordata; Aves; Passeriformes; Paridae
Source: RefSeq, a predicted model, not a curated record
ACGAAUGAGAUCCCCAAAAUCCCAAGGGAUGGAUGAGAUCCCCAAAAUCUCAGGGGGAAGGAUGGGACCCCCCAGUCCCAUGUGGAUUUUCCCAGCCUGCAGAAAUGCCAGCUUGGCAUCCCUGCGCUGCCAAAAUUCAGAGACAAAUUCCCGCUGUCACAGUGGCCCCUUUGGUAGGGAAUUUAUUUACCUUGGAUGCUGCCGCCUUAUCGUUCAUGGAAAUGUUUAUCCCAAAUAUUUAACGGCAGCACUGCACAAACUGAGGCUUCCUGGGGAGCAGUCGGAGCAGGGCCGACAUCUCCCCUCCCGGUAGUGCAAAAAUCCAGGAUAAUUCCUUGUUUUUCCCAAAGAAUCCCGUCCUCAGCACCUCUAAAACCCGAUAUUCCCUGAUCUGGCCAAAGGCCUCCUCAGGGCUCCCUGAUGAGAAACGCAGCCCUGAAAAACAACAUCCCAAUCCCGCUAAAUCGUUAAGCAGAGGGAGCCUGGAAAGUGCCAACACUCCUGAGAGAAAAGACGGGAGAGAGAGAGAGAGAGAGAGAGGGAGGAAAGAAAUCGCAGGUUAUUUAUAACGCCAGGCAGCACCAGGGGCUCUCCAGUCUCUCCUGCAAAGCUGCGGCUGCGAGGUCACUCCCCGAAAUCCCCGUGCCCUGCCAGCGCAGGAUUUGCUCCGGGAUCUGGGGCGGGCACCCGGCGCUGCGGCUCGGGAGCGACCCUCCCAUGCUGCCGGUGCCACGGCACAGCCCGCAGCAGCCUUUGCACAGGAGCAGCGCACCCCGGUCCCUGCAGCGCCAUGCCUUGGGCCACCACCCUCAUCCUCAUCCUGGCCGGGCUCUGCGGCUCCGCCCUGGGCCAGUACAACGAGGAGGAGGACCUGGCGUGGCUCCAGUACUACCUGCGGCAGUCCCGCGUCUCCUCCUACAACUACGUGCCCUACUACGAGGAGGAGAGCCCCGCGUACGCCUACUCCUACCCCUCCGCCACCGACAGCGAGCCCGAGCCCGAGCCGGAGCCGCAGCAAGCCGCGCCCUGGCGGUGUCCCCAGGAGUGUGACUGUCCCCCCAACUUCUCCUCGGCCAUGUACUGCGACACGCGGAACCUGCGGUACCUCCCGUUCGUGCCCUCGCGGAUGAAAUACGUCUAUUUCCAGAAUAACCUGAUCACCUCCAUCCAGGAGGGAGCCUUCGACAACGCCACGGAGCUGGAGUGGCUGGCGCUGCACAACAACCAGAUCAGCAGCGAAAAGAUGGGGAAAAGGGUUUUUGGGAAGCUGCAGCGUUUGGAGAGGCUCUACAUGAACAACAACAACCUGACCAGGCUGCCCGGCCCGCUGCCGCGCUCGCUGCGGGAGCUCCACCUCUCCUACAACCAGAUCUCCAAGGUGCCUUCCAAUGCUCUGGAGGGGCUGGAGAACCUCACGGCGCUGUACCUCAGCCACAACUUCAUCUUCGAGCUGGGCGCCUCCCUCAAGGGGCUCAAGUCGUUGAUCCUGGCCGACCUGAGCUACAACAACCUCAGGAAGGUCCCCGACGGGCUCCCGGCGUCCCUGGAGCAGCUGUACCUGGAGUACAACUACAUCAACGCCAUCCCCGACGAUUAUUUCCAGGUGUCCCCCAGGCUGCUCUACGUGAGGAUGUCCCACAACAGCCUGACCAACCAAGGGCUCUCCAGCAACACCUUCAACAGCAGCAGCAUCCUGGAGCUGGACCUCUCCUACAACCGGCUCCAGAAGAUCCCGCGGGUCAACACCAACCUGGAGAACCUCUACCUGCAGGGGAACCAGAUCAACGGUGAGCAGCAGUGAAAAACCCCCGGUGGUGGUUUGAGCAGGGAUUUGGGAUUUUUGAGGGUUCUGGGCAGUCCUGAGCAAGGCAAGGGUGGGAGCUGUCCUGUCCCAGCCUGGGGUGCUCCCGUGGGAUCCCUGCGCUGGAUUUUGGGGGAUUCCUCAGGAGCCUGAGCAUCUCCUGGGGUUGGAGAUGGUGGAAAGCAGGGGAAAGCAGGUGGAAAGCAACCCACAGACCCCACAGACCUGGGGAGGGGUCUGUGGGGUCAGGAGGGGUCACAGCAGUGGGGCCACAGAGCUGGGGGGUCCCCACAGCCACGCAGGGGACACAGAACACCCCGGGCAGUGCCAGC